AUGUCGACGCCCACAACCGCCACGGCUACGCUGCAUCGCUCCUAUUCGGACCGGUACCAUCCGCAGUUUGCAUCGUAUCAGCAUCAUCACCAGCCUUAUCCCGUCCAGGCCAACAGCGCCUCCUCCUUUUAUUCCCAGAAUACUACCAAUCUCCCCAGCAUUCUGUCGCCCACAGCGUCACGGCAACCAUUUCCAGACUCUCCUUCGACACAGUACUCGCUCGUCGACCACCAACCACCACCAGUCAACCCGCCGCCGCCUCUGAUCGCAAACCCGGUCGUUCUCAAGCCCAUCACCCGAACAUUACCGCCCCCUCACCCGCGUCUGUCUCAACAACUUCCUCCCCAGCGUUUGACCCUCCAACCUGGGCCCGAUCAUACAGCCAUGGCGACACCUCCCAACCCUGAGGCGUCUCAGCCCGCCUCACAGCAGAACAAGAGGAAGAGGCAACGCGGAGAGACCAACUGGGCAGAGUUCUACAUAAACGGGUUACCUAAGGAAGUAAUUGUGAUUGAUGACACUCCAGAGCCCGAGGGCACGGCUACUAGGAGCGUGGCCUCUCAAACACUGUCUAAUGGCGCUCAGGUCGUCACGAACCAGUCAGCUCCAUCUCAGCCGACAGCUAAGAGGUCCAGGCCAAAUGACCAUUACGACCCCGUCCACCACAACCAAUAUGUCCCUUCCCAGAACCAAGCGCCGCGUUCGCUACCGUCCGCUUCCAAUUCGCUCAACUCCCCCGCGGCUACUAGCAAUAGAACAAACUCGGCCCAGAACACCACGACAGCAACUUCGCUAGGCUCUCUCUCAUCGCAGAGUUACAACGAUGAUUACGCACAACCGGGUGCAAAACGCAGGAAGCUAACCCGACAGCAGGCCAAUGAGGCCAAGCGUCGGGAAACGGCUCAUGCCGAUACCUUUGCCGUGUACAAACCGCCUCCAUAUCCUCCCAAGAAGGCCGGUGAAGUACAUGUCAAGGUCAUUGCAGACACUUCGCCCAAUCGAGGAAACAAUGUUGACGAUGAUGAUGGUCAUAUGAUUGUGGUUCCCGGCAAUGAUCUUACCGAUAGAUACGAAAUCAUCAAGCUCCUUGGCCAAGGCACUUUCGGCAAAGUUGUACAGGCAAAGGACAAGAGGCGCAAUAAGCUUGUCGCGGUAAAGAUCAUCCGCUCCGUACAGAAGUACAGAGACGCGAGUAAGAUUGAACUGCGGGUGCUGGCAACCUUGAAGGCGAACGACGAGGAGAAUCGGAACCGUUGCAUUCAUCUGCGGGACUGCUUCGAUUUCCGUGGCCACAUUUGCAUCGUCAUGGAUUUGCUUGGGCAGAGCGUGUUUGACUUCCUGAAGGAGAACAAUUUUGUGCCCUUCCCCAACAGUCAAAUCCUGGCCUUUGCUCGUCAGUUGUUUACCAGCGUCGCUUUCUUGCACGACCUCAACCUGAUUCACACCGAUCUCAAACCCGAGAACAUCUUGCUCUGCAACCAAGAGUAUCAGACGUUUACCUACUCCCGCACCAUUCCGUCAUCUUCAACGCUCACCAACCGCCGAGCCGUGCAUAGAAAGGUUCUUCUAGACACCGAAAUCAGGCUCAUCGACUUUGGGUCCGCCACAUUCCAGGACGAAUACCAUUCAUCAGUUGUGAGCACUAGACAUUAUCGUGCGCCCGAGAUUAUUCUCGGUCUGGGGUGGUCCUUCCCCUGUGAUAUAUGGAGCAUUGGCUGCAUCCUGGUAGAGUUCUACACAGGUGACGCUUUGUUCCAGACGCACGAUAACCUGGAACAUCUGGCAAUGAUGGAGGCAGUGGUGAACCACAAGAUCGAUCCUGCGUUAGUCCAGCAGGUCAACAGGAUGACCAGGAAUGGUGGCAAUCCGGCUGCGAAGUUCUUCAAGCGCUCAAAAUUGGACUACCCUGCUCCCGACACCACCCGUGCGUCCAAGAGAUUCGUCAAGGGCAUGAAGUCUCUCGAUGAAAUCAUCCCUGCCAGAAAUAGUCGCUUCCUUUCUCUGUUCCUGGAUCUUCUAAAAAAGAUCUUUACAUAUGACCCCAACAAGCGUAUCACCGCCAGGGAAGCCCUUCAGCACGAAUGGUUCCGAGAGCACCUCCCACCAGAUGACGGUACCGAGGCCACCCGAAUCAGGCUCGAAAAGGAGACAGAAAGACAGCGUCGAGAGGCGGAAGCGCGGAGAAAUAUGCUACCGGCCAUGCACUCAGCAUGA
Sordaria macrospora k-hell is the source of this 2214-nucleotide messenger RNA. RefSeq lists its product as uncharacterized. The record is from RefSeq and is a predicted model, not a curated record. Gene Ontology annotation, biological process: regulation of RNA splicing; protein phosphorylation. Gene Ontology annotation, molecular function: protein serine/threonine kinase activity; ATP binding. Gene Ontology annotation, cellular component: nucleus. Lineage: Eukaryota; Fungi; Ascomycota; Sordariomycetes; Sordariales; Sordariaceae.